Messenger RNA from Coccomyxa subellipsoidea C-169, 210 nucleotides. Its product is annotated as U box. Lineage: Eukaryota; Viridiplantae; Chlorophyta; Trebouxiophyceae; Coccomyxaceae. The record is from RefSeq and is a predicted model, not a curated record. Gene Ontology annotation, biological process: protein ubiquitination. The transcript has a single exon. The annotation marks the transcript as partial. Gene Ontology annotation, molecular function: ubiquitin-protein transferase activity.
UGUUCUGUCCUGCAGGACGUGAUGAGGGAUCCGGUGAUAGCAGCGGACGGCCACACUUAUGAGCGGCAGGCGCUGCAGGGCUGGCUGCUCAGUCACAACACCAGCCCCAUUACUAACCAGCCCCUGCCGCACAAGGGCCUCAUUAGUAACCACUGCCUAAGGUCAGCCAUCAUGGAGUGGGCGGCCAAGCAGCCGGCAGCAGCUGCCUGA